AUGACAAAUGCUUCCUUGAUGAAUAAGGCACUCGAUCGAGAGAAACGUAUUGGGAUGUACUUCUCUCUACUUGAUGCGUAUUUUGCCAAAGAAGAUAUGAACAAGACGUUUGUGCGUCCCUCAGUCUCACUGAAAACGUUGUAUUCGGAUUUUGUGGUGCGAGAGAUGUCUCCACUGUACAAUAAUGGAAUACCACUGACAUUAGAGUCUUUGCAAAUGGAAGAAAAACAGAAUGGUACGGCUACAACAACGUUGAAACGACAACGUGAAGGAGAUGAUGAGGAUAAACAGAAUAAUAGCGAAGGUAGUAAUAAUAAUAAUAACACGGAAACAGAAGGAACCAAACGUUUGGUUACUGAGGUAGAUUCCCAACAGGAGGAGUUAUUAACACGUGUGCAAGAUAAAUUUUCGCCAUUACUUUCAUCUGAAGAUAUGAUUUUACUUCUAUCUGCAUUACGUACUGGGGCACCAACAGUGCGGCUCGUGAGCACAUUAACCAAACAACAACGUACAGAAAUUCAUGCGGCAGUGAAGGAAUUGCUUGGGGCAACACAUUUAAGUCGAACAGAAGAUGGCGCUUUUCUUAUUGAAAAAUCCACAUCUGCUACGAGAAGAGAGGCGAAUCGUCGUUCAAAUCCUCUACGUAAACAAAAGUAUCUGCAUUUUACACUAUAUAAGGAGAAUAUAGACAGUAAUCGUGCUUUACGUGCUGUCGCUACAUUCCUUGGUUUAUCUGUGCGACAACUUAAUUUUAGUGGAACAAAAGAUAAACGUGCUGUGACUCUUCAACGUGUUGCAGUUCGUGGUCUCUCAGAAGGAAAACUUUCAAAAAUUAAUAGUUGUUCCUUUGGUCCAGAUAGCAAAGUAAAAGUUUGCGGUUUUAAGGAAUUGGAUAAUGGAUUGCGUCUUGGUGACACUUUAGGUAAUCACUUUCAUAUAGCACUCCGCUUGUUGCCAGAUAGUCCGGAUAUUUCACCUGAUAUAUUACAGACGAUUCAAAAUGUUAUUAAUCAUACAGGUGUAGUUAAUUACUACGGACCGCAGCGUUUUGGUACAACUGAAGUUUUGACUAGUGAAGUUGGUGUACAUAUGCUUGCAGGAGAUUUUAAAGAAGCUCUAUGUUUAAUAUUUCGCUCAAAAGCUAUUGUUACACCUGAUCUUGUUGAAGUACAAAAAGCAGUUGAAAGAGGUUCAUUUGAAGAGGCUUUACAGUUAUUACCACGUUACUGUUUUCAGGAACGUGAUAUAUUGAGACAUUUGGUACGAUUUCCUAAUGAUUUCUUGGGUGCAUUUCAAACAAUACCACGAACACUGGGAAUGCUUUAUUGUCAUGCAGUUCAAAGUUUGAUUUGGAAUAUAAUGGCUUCAGAAAGGUUGGCUCUGGGUACAGAACCUAUCAUUGGUGACUUGGUUUUGAAAACACGUUAUACAUAUCUUUGGGAACAAGAAAAAAAUAAUAAUAACGGGGACGAAAAAAAUAUACAUAAUAUUAAAGAUAACGAUGAUAAUAAUGAUCAUGAGUAUAAUAAUAAUAAUAAUAAUAAUAAUAAUAAUAAUAAUAAUAAUAAUAAUAAUAAUAAUAAUAAUAAUAUGAAUGAUGACUCUUUUUCUAAAGAAGAAGGUCUUCCUGAAGUAGUGUGUUUGACAUCAGAGGAUGUGGCAACAGGAAUUUUUCAUUUAACAGAUGUUCUUCUUACUGUUCCAGGGCCGGACGAAAAUCUACAAUUCCCUUGUGUACCAUGCUGCACUCGUGAGGAGUAUGUCCGAAAACUCACCAGUUUUAAAGGAGAAGGUCUUAUGAAAGCCGAUAAUCAUCUCGUCAAGAUGUUUCAUUAUCACGGUGCAUACCGAUCAUUAGUUGUUCGUCCAACAAAAAUGGAGAUGCGUCUUGUGAGUACAAAGGGUCCUCGGGAUCCGAUCAUUCCAACUGAUUUAGAGAUUUUAACAGAUAACUCUUCAAAAGAAGGAACCUGCACUAAUAUAAUAGAUGACUCUUCUACAGUAGAGCCACUACAUCAUGCCAUUGUAGUACAGUUCUCCCUUCCACCAGGAUCGUAUGCCACCUGUGUAUUAAGAGAGUUUGCUGUGUGCUGCUCAGAAGGUUAUCAUUCCGUAUCUAACCUGGAAGCUGAUGCCAGUAAUCCAUCUGAAGAAGUUAUGGAUAUAGAGGUAUAA
Molecule: messenger RNA, 2175 nt
Organism: Trypanosoma theileri
Lineage: Eukaryota; Euglenozoa; Kinetoplastea; Trypanosomatida; Trypanosomatidae
Product: tRNA pseudouridine13 synthase
Exons: 1
Coding region: 1-2175 (724 amino acids)
Biological process (GO): pseudouridine synthesis
Cellular component (GO): nucleus
Molecular function (GO): pseudouridine synthase activity; RNA binding
Source: RefSeq, a predicted model, not a curated record